Lindgomyces ingoldianus is the source of this 2341-nucleotide messenger RNA. Its product is annotated as acetyl-CoA synthetase-like protein. The coding region runs from base 344 to 2182 and encodes 612 amino acids. The transcript is spliced from 2 exons. Gene Ontology annotation, molecular function: medium-chain fatty acid-CoA ligase activity. Lineage: Eukaryota; Fungi; Ascomycota; Dothideomycetes; Pleosporales; Lindgomycetaceae. The record is from RefSeq and is a predicted model, not a curated record. Gene Ontology annotation, biological process: fatty acid metabolic process.
UAACCAUUCAGAACCAAGUCUAGCCCAAGCGUCUUUCAACAGCUAUCGAAAACACAAAAAAUGGGUGACGGACCAUUGCACCGUCAGACGGCGCAUUCCUCCUGAAAGUCCGGAACGCGAAACACAGACGCUGGAUGCGAUCCCUAACUGCCGUACUCCGAAGCUCACCUUGCUGCAUAACCCAGCCUCAUAUCACCCUGGGCGUGCGUCCGCUAUGUGGGCGAGAAGGCUCUUCUCUCGCACACUCGCUCGCUCAAACAUCCACUUGGAUUUUAGUCGCUGUAUUCAUCCUGUUCAAUUCGCUCACCCGGCGCAAAUAUUGCUAUUCGAUACGUCUGUCAGAAUGGCAUCGACACUUCCCCGCCUUCCCAUAUUUGAGGCCAUCAAGAAACACGAUGCCAUGUCCACGGCUGUAGUGCACUCGCUUUCCGGUCGCAGUUUUACGUACGGAGAGCUGGUCAAUGAUGUCGCAGCUGCAAAGGACAAAUUGCAGCACAACACCCACGGGAAGAGUGCGGAGGGAGAACGAAUAGCGUUUUUGGUCGAGAAUGGGUAUGACUAUGUAGUGACGUUGCUUUCCAUUCUGGCGGCACAUGCUAUUGCGGUGCCGUUGUCCCCUACUUUCCCUGCGCAUGAGCUGCGAUAUAUUUUAGAUCAGAGCGAAUCGCUCAUGCUUCUCUCGUCGGAGAAGUUUCAGGAUAAAGCUGAUGAGGUGCUAAAGGAGGGCAUGGAGACGGCGCCGAUAAAUUACAAGCAAGAUAAGAUCAUGAUGGGGAAGACGGACGACUAUGUUACUUUGGAAGGCCCCGCCAGCGACCAGGGAGGCAUGAUGCUGUACACAUCCGGGACCACGAGUCGUCCGAAAGGCGUGCUACUCCCACAAUCAGUGCUAACCGCCCAAUCUAUGUCGUUACUGAAGGCGUGGGAAUACAGCAAAGACGACGUCUUACUGCACGUUCUCCCACUCCACCACAUCCACGGCACUGUAAACGCGCUCCUCACCCCGCUCUUCGCAGGCAGCACAAUAGAAUUCCACUUCCCCUUCAACGCAUCCGCUGUCUGGGAACGCCUCGCCGCGCCCUUCCUCCCUACCCCUGACCCCUCCAAACGACCGAUCACCUUCCUAACCGUUGUCCCUACAAUAUACACACGUCUGCUAUCGUCCUAUUCGACGCUCUCUCCCGACCUCCAAACCGCAGCCAAAGAAGCCCUCAAACCGAGUAGCAUGCGGCUCAACAUCUCGGGCUCCGCCGCACUCCCAACUCCCGUGAAGUCCGCAUGGACAGAACUCAGUGGCGGAAACGUGCUGCUGGAACGCUACGGCAUGACAGAAGUUGGGAUGGCGCUAUCGUGCGGGCUACCCUUCUCGUCACGCGUCGACGGAUCCGUAGGCUGGCCACUACCCAGUGUCGAGUGCCGACUCGUCGACACGGAAACAGGACAGCUCAUCAAAGAAGGCGAGGAAUUCGACGUCUCUACUGACCGCGAAAGACUAGGCGAAAUCCAACUUCGCGGUCCCACGGUGUUUAAAGAAUAUUGGCGGAACCAUGAAGCUACAAGCAAAGAGUUCGUAGAUCCGGAGCCCGGCGAUGAAAAUCAGGGGAAGUGGUUUAAAACCGGUGAUGUGGCAUACCGGCGCUUUAUCCCCCCCCUCUCCUCCUCCGCCUCCUCUUCUUCUUCCUCAUCCUCCUCCUCCCCUUCCCCUUCACUUAAAGCUGCUGCUUCCUGGUCCCAAGGACCCAUGUACUUCAUAGCAGGCCGCCUCUCCUCCGAUAUCAUCAAAACCGGCGGGGAAAAAGUGUCCGCUUUAGAAGUCGAACGCGAACUUUUGUCCCUCCCCCAAAUCCUCGAAUGCGCCGUCGUCGGCCUCCCCUCUGAAACCUGGGGUCAGAAAGUCGCCGUCGUCGCCGUCUUAACGGAAAUGGGCAAGACGGCGGGGAGGAAGGGUGGCGAGUGGAGCGCGUUGGAUAUGCGGAGGGCAUUGAAGGAGCUUGUGGCUAAUUAUAAGAUUCCGCAGGAGCUGAGGACGAUGGAGAGCGGACUCCCGAGAAAUGCGAUGGGGAAGGUUAACAAGAAGGAGCUUGUAAGGCAGAUUUGGGGGGAGGGAGUUGGGGUGGAGAAGGAGGGAAAUGGGAGCGUGGAUGGGGCUGCGUGUGGGGUUCUGAUGAAUGGGAGUGUAUGAUUAUUCUGAAGUCUGACGUCUUGUAUUCCAGUUGGUUGGAACUGACGGCGAGGACUGCAGCCUGCCCUGCUACUACUUAGUGUCAAUGCUUUGGUAUAAUGUAAUUGUAGUUAAGCGACACAGGUAAAAUCCAAUAGAGGAAACCCCCAAAAGGUCAAG